AUGGAGAGGUAUUGUUUGGGUGGAGCGGGACAAGAGAGUGGGUGGGUCGAUGAUACUUUAUUGUCAUCUCGAUUGUCUGUCUCCCUCUUCUCUUCACUCUCCCUCCCUUCUUUCACAACCUCAAAAUACCCCCAAUUCCAUAACACGCAGACUCCUACCAGUCCCCUUAUCGCCAUCAUGGAUCCCCAACCCGGUGAUCAAGCGCAACAGCCCCCUCCGCCGACCCUUACGCAUCCGCGGUUUACGCUCGAACUCGAAUUCGUCUCUUCUCUCGCCAACCCCUACUAUCUGUCUCACCUGGCCGUGAAUUACCCCAAUCUCCUGGGGAUCAACAAGUCGGGAGACGACAACGACACCAACGAUAGCGGCGAUCCGGAUGCGCAGGCCUUUGCCGCAUACCUAGCCUACCUCUACUCCUACUGGAAAACCCCGGAAUACGCGCAGUUUUUGACGCACCCGGGCGCGACGCUACGCGCCCUCCGCCUCCUCCAAGAAGACACUUUUCGACGUGACAUCAUCCGCCCGCAGGUGAUCGAAGGGUUGGCGGGGACAGGCAUCGAGAACGAACAAGGCGGAACAGAGGCAAACAAUCCUGGGGAAGCGGAGGGAGAACAGACCAAGGGGACUGCGGAUCAGCAGGAUGGGAGCUCGAAGACAUGA
Molecule: messenger RNA, 660 nt
Organism: Aspergillus terreus NIH2624
Lineage: Eukaryota; Fungi; Ascomycota; Eurotiomycetes; Eurotiales; Aspergillaceae
Product: mediator of RNA polymerase II transcription subunit 31
Exons: 1
Coding region: 1-660 (219 amino acids)
Biological process (GO): regulation of transcription by RNA polymerase II
Cellular component (GO): core mediator complex; mediator complex
Molecular function (GO): transcription coregulator activity
Source: RefSeq, a predicted model, not a curated record